AGGAUCUCGCGCUCAGAUGGAUACCACCAGCAGCAGCAGCAGCCCUGAACUGGCCACAGAUGAGGAUGGAGAGGUGUAUGGACGUCUUGCGCUCGUCCGAGCAGGAAUUUUGGGUUUGGUUUUUGUGUUGGCGACCUGUGGCAACCUUUUCUUCUUAGGGACACUGUGGAAGAAGCGAAAAAGAAACACAAGGACCCAGCUGUUCCUCUCGCACCUGUGCUUGGCAGAUCUGGUGGUGGCUUUUUUCCAAGUGCUACCGCAGUUUUCCAUUGAAAUUACGCACAGGUUCCGAGGCACAGACUUCCUGUGCCGGUCUGUAAAAUACUUGCAGGUGGUUGGGAUGUUUGCCUCCGCGUACAUGAUCGUGGCUAUGACCGUAGACCGGUACCAUGCGGUUUGCAAACCGAUGGUCUCCUUCUUGAAGGGCUCAUUUAGGAGAUACCUCUCCAUAGGCGCAGCGUGGCUUCUCUCUCUCGCUUUCAGCUCCCCUCAGCUCUUCAUCUUCUCGCUCCAGGAGGUGGAGGAGAACCGGUACGACUGCUGGGCGACGUUUAUAGAACCGUGGGGGAGCAGGAUCUACAUCAGUUGGAUCACUGUGUCGGUGUUUGCCCUGCCUGCCGUUAUUAUACUCUAUUGCCAAAUUAGAAUAUGCACAACAAUCUACUUCAACAUGAAGAGAAAGGCGCUGCAGGCCGGGCGCGCAGGCACGAAGGCGGUGUCCAACGCGAUGCUCAAGACUGUGAAAAUGACGUUUGUUAUUAUAAUGGCAUACACAGUGUGUUGGAGCCCAUUCUUUGUUGUACAGUUGUGGUCUGUGUGGAGCCCAAGCAGCGCGCCUACACAAGGUCCAGUGUUUGCCAUCAUCAUGCUGCUGGCCAGUCUCAACAGCUGCACCAACCCCUGGAUUUAUCUCUACUACAGCUAAAUGGUGGAGCGGCAUGAACCAACACUGUUCCAAAUAUUUUAUAUCAAGAGAUCAUACAAGCCAGGGCCUGAUGACCUCCAGAUGGGUCAUGUGACGGAAGAUAUCAAACAUCCAAAAAAACAAAAAUCCAUCAUGGAUCCUAUUGAUUCUGUCUAUUAAGGCUGUUUUAUGAGGACUAAGGUUACAUUUGUAAAAAACUACUAAAGAGGACUGAUAUUUGUUCUAUCUAUUUUAUGAUACAAAUUGUAUCUAGAUUGGUGUCACUAUUGUUGUAUGAGAGUUGUAUUUUGCUAAUUAACUGUCACCUGCUCCAGUGUUCUGAAGAACAUCCAUCAUACAUAAAAGAAAAACACUUAUUUUAUAUAUUUUAGCAGAAUAGUUUGCAGCUAUGAAAUAAGCUGACACAUACACUGCUUAAUGCAUAUUCAAAUAUACCAGCAACAACAUUUGCACAUAAUACAAUACUGUCUUUGAUUCAGUGCCAGAGGGUGACGAGAGAGAAGCAAUUUCAAAAUAGCUAAAAAACAAUCAGUCAAUUUUUAUUCUACACACACUGUACAGAGAAACAGAGC
Molecule: messenger RNA, 1497 nt
Organism: Lates calcarifer (barramundi perch)
Lineage: Eukaryota; Metazoa; Chordata; Actinopteri; Centropomidae
Gene: avpr2l
Product: arginine vasopressin receptor 2, like
Exons: 2
Coding region: 17-925 (302 amino acids)
Biological process (GO): positive regulation of vasoconstriction; regulation of systemic arterial blood pressure by vasopressin; G protein-coupled receptor signaling pathway
Cellular component (GO): membrane
Molecular function (GO): peptide binding; vasopressin receptor activity
Source: RefSeq, a predicted model, not a curated record